UGGAGAUUACUACGCUACAGAGGGAGUAGCCAUUUUGUGGAAUCACCGAACCGGUGGAACUUUAUCGUGUGAUUAUUCAUUGAAUAUUUUGUUGCUGUUAAUUUUCAUACAAUAUGGAUGAGAAAUACGACUAUAUAGUAUUAGGCACAGGCCUUAAGGAAUGUAUUUUAAGUGGAAUGUUAUCUGUUAGUGGGAAGAAGAUUCUUCAUAUGGAUAGAAAUAAAUAUUAUGGUGGAGAAAGUGCAUCUAUUACACCAUUAGAAGAUUUUUAUAGGUUAGAUAUGUUUAAAAGGGGGGAAACCGCAACAAUUCCAGAAAAAUUUGGACGUGGACGAGAUUGGAAUGUUGACCUUAUACCUAAAUUUUUAAUGGCCGACGGUCAACUUGUUAAAAUGUUAAUUUAUACUGGGGUCACAAGAUAUCUUGAAUUUAAGUCUGUAGAGGGUAGUUACGUAUAUAAAGGUGGAAAAAUUUUCAAGGUACCAGCGGAUGAGAAAGAGGCGUUGGCUUCAUCUUUAAUGGGAUUGUUUGAAAAGAGAAGAUUUAGAAAUUUCUUGAUAUUUGCCCAAGAAUUUGAAGAAGAUAAUCCAGCAACAUGGAAGGAAAUAGAUCCUAAGACAUCUACAGCUUCUGACGUAUAUAAAAAAUUUGGUGUUGAUACGAAUACAACAGAUUUUACAGGUCAUGCUAUUGCUCUGUAUCUAAACGAUGAUUACAUGAAGAAGCCUGGUAGUGCUGUAGAAUUGUUAAAGAGAUGUAAGUUAUACAGUGGUUCCUUAGCUAGAUAUGGUAAAUCACCAUAUUUAUAUCCUCUUUAUGGUCUCGGGGAAUUACCUCAAGGAUUCGCAAGAUUGAGUGCUAUCUAUGGUGGUACAUACAUGUUAGAUCGACCAGAUGCUGAGAUCGUAUUUGAAGAUGGUGUAGCUGUAGGUGUGAAAGCAGCCGGUGAAACAGCACAUUGUACUGGUGUCGUCUGUGAUCCCUCUUAUUGUAAAGAAAAGGGCAAAAAAGUUGGUGAGGUUGUUAGAGCUAUUUGUUUGUGUAUGUCAGUGAUCUAA
Patella vulgata (common limpet) is the source of this 1058-nucleotide messenger RNA. Its product is annotated as rab GDP dissociation inhibitor beta. Gene Ontology annotation, cellular component: cytoplasm. The record is from RefSeq and is a predicted model, not a curated record. Gene Ontology annotation, biological process: small GTPase-mediated signal transduction; protein transport; vesicle-mediated transport. The coding region runs from base 114 to 1058 and encodes 314 amino acids. Gene Ontology annotation, molecular function: Rab GDP-dissociation inhibitor activity. The transcript has 9 exons. Lineage: Eukaryota; Metazoa; Mollusca; Gastropoda; Patellidae.